Messenger RNA from Drosophila bipectinata, 3081 nucleotides. NCBI's taxonomy places the organism in Eukaryota, Metazoa, Arthropoda, Insecta, Diptera, Drosophilidae. The record is from RefSeq and is a predicted model, not a curated record.
GGUUCGCUUGCCUGCCUUCGCGCCCGGGUUCAGUGCGUUUCAGUAUCUUAAAGUAUCUUGUAUCUUGAAGUUCGCUCUCGUCGUUUCGCAGCCCGCGUCGUGCAGAUACAGAUACAUUUCUGGAUUAACGCUAAUUCGUUUUUGAUUGCCGCCAAGGGGGGGAUCGCCAAUGGACCGUAUGGAGAGAGCCAGCUGCUGUUGAUUCUCAUUGCCGAGAAGGAAACCGAAUACCACCAGCUGGAUACAAACAUCCUCGCACCAACAGCCAGGACGAGGCACACGAUCGCAUCGAAUCGAAGGAUCAAACAAAGGACUCGUGCCACACAGCCAGACAAGGGGGUUGAUGAUAGCAGCGCCUCCUAAAGACUUCCAGCCCAUGCGGUCGGGGGUCGAGACAAAGUGAUCCUGCCGAAGGACAACGCCGCACUCUUAUCAGCCAUGCAUGGCAGAGGGUUGAAAACGGGAACUCGCUUCUUAUCUUAAAGCUCGGGAGGAGGGUGACAACUAAAUCGAGCAGAUGUGCAAACAACACGGAGCUCGGAUGACGGAUGACUGACGAAAAGCCAGCAAUUACACCUUGAGCGAUCGCAGGGGAGGGGGGAGUACAGCGAAGCAAAAAAAGGAUCAUCAGGCGCGUGCCCAGCACACUCGGAUUUCCCAGUUGAAAUUUUGCUGGGCAAGUAGUCUUGGCUUGGCAAGCUUCAAAAUUUGAUGUUUAAUAAUGUCGGUGGAGAACAGUUUGGGAGUUCUAGACUUCAGUCUGGCUAACGAGAGAGCGGCGAAAACGGCGUCGGGAGUCGACAAAUCAGCAGGAGCAGCAGCAGUUGCAAUCCCAUACCACAAAACCACUGGCAAGGAGAACGAGCCGGAGACCGUUGCCGCGCUUCUACCGGAUUCUGAGCCCGUCACCGAUCUUGAUCUCGACACUGAGCACCUGGGAAGGGGCAACAUUCUGACCACGGGUGCUUCAGCACAGCCAGCCACGCCAAAAGCCGCCGUUGGUGUUACGCCCACUUCUGCCACGGCGUCGCCAAAGUCUGGGCAGGAUGUGGGCGACGGUGGCUGCCUAAGCCAGCCGCAGGGAAACACAGAACUAAAAUUCCAGUCCUAUGUGAACGGAAACGGGAAUGGCGUCUACAAGAUCAUCAAGACGCUCGGAAAGGGAAACUUUGCGAAGGUCAAGCUGGCCCUGCACGUGCCCACUGGGCGCGAGGUGGCCAUUAAGGUCAUCGACAAGACGCAGCUGAACACCAGUGCCCGGCAGAAGUUGUACCGGGAGGUUAAGAUCAUGAAGCUGCUCAACCAUCCGAACAUAGUACGUCUCUUCCAAGUGAUCGAGUCGGAACGGACGCUAUACCUGGUAAUGGAAUACGCCAGCCGGGGCGAGCUCUUCGACCACCUGGUGAAGAACGGCCGGAUGCGAGAGCGGGACGCACGGGUGAUCUUCCGCCAGUUGGUCUCAGCUAUUCAGUACUGCCACAGCAAGUUCGUGGUGCACCGGGACCUGAAGGCCGAAAACCUGCUGCUCGACCAACACAUGAACAUUAAAAUAGCGGACUUUGGAUUCGGCAACACCUUCGAUCCCAAUGCCCAGCUGGAGACGUUCUGUGGGAGCCCGCCGUAUGCGGCACCGGAACUUUUUAUGGGAAGAAAGUACGCGGGACCGGAAGUGGAUGCCUGGUCCUUGGGCGUGGUGCUUUACACUCUUGUUAGUGGGUCCCUGCCUUUCGAUGGAGGCACGCUGAAGGAGUUACGUGAACGUGUUCUGCGAGGAAAGUACCGGGUUCCCUACUACAUAUCCAUGGAUUGCGAGAAUCUAAUGCGCAAGUUCCUGGUCCUGAAUCCUGCCAAGCGGACCUCGCUCUCAGCCGUCAUGUCCGACAAGUGGAUCAAUCUGGGGCACGACGAGAACGACCGGCUGAGGGCCUACCGAGAGAGACCCAUGGAGCUGCAGGACCCCGCCCGCAUGGACAUUCUGGUGAGCAUGGGCCACAAGCGGCGCGAUGUGGAGCAGUCCGUGAAAGGGCAACUUUUCGACGACAUCUACUGCACCUACAUGCUUCUGGGCGUGGCCAAGCCUCGCUCCUCCGGCAGCCGGAUGACCAAAGCGGAGCAGGCGGCCGCAGAGUUGGGCGUGGGAAGUCCGUCGGUUACCCAGCCACCGAGCCAGCCCUCAAUUACCACGCCCACGGUGACCAUAGCUCAGGUGACACUUGCCCUCGACCCCAAGAAUGGAGUUCCAGCGACAGCGGGAGCGUCUCGUCCGAUGCCCACGCGCCUUCCAAAUCCCAUGGCCACGCCAACUUCCACUUCCUCGCCAGGACCGCCCGCCAAGCCCACUCGCCGCACACCCGCCCGCAAGACAACCACCACACCAGCACGCCAGGAGCCCACAACUCCGCAGACCAAACGAGGAGCAGCCGCGGAUGUGAAGCCAACACUGCUAAGUGCCCAGCGUCAAAUGGCCCAAACGCAGAAGAUGGCCAACACGCCGACCAGGUUUAGUUACGCCAACGCGCAGACCCCGCAGCCUAACCAGGGCUCCCGCCGGCCCACAACUCUCUAUGAAAAGGGCGAGUCGGCGACCGCCACGCCCCUUUUGGUUCCAAAGUCCCCAGCGAUUGGCGGACGACUGAUGGAGCGGAUUCCUGGAGCGGGGGCCGCUGUGGUAGACAAGUCUUCCGAAAAGCCCUUCACACGACACAAUGUGGCACGGGCCACCUUCCAUUUUGGCCAAGGACGCAACGGCAAGAGAGGCGCCAAUAGUGGAAACGGCGCAGGGGGAGGUAGCGGAGCUGGGGAGGAGGACGGCUACACUCCGCCUCUGUCCGCCGACGACACCAAGCCCGCCUCGCGGGUGGGCUUCUUUUCCAAGUUGACGGCGCGAUUUGGGCGACGGGUGAUCCAGCUGAACGAGAAGGAUGUCGCUGAUCAGCGAAAGAACCUCACCAAAUAGCCAGGAUCAGAAGACCCAGUUCCUGCCCCAUUGGAGAGCAGCGAUCAGUCCCCGAGGAUCGAUCUUAUUUUGUCUAGUUGGUAUAUUUUAUGAAAGCGACUAAAAUAUAGUAUAUUAAAUGUUGA